Molecule: messenger RNA, 288 nt
Organism: Cantharellus anzutake
Lineage: Eukaryota; Fungi; Basidiomycota; Agaricomycetes; Cantharellales; Hydnaceae
Exons: 3
Coding region: 1-288 (95 amino acids)
Source: RefSeq, a predicted model, not a curated record
AUGCCCAAGGAAUGUACAUUCCGUGUACUCAACCGGUAUGACCACCCAACGCUCCGCCCACACGAUGCUCUACAUGUUCUGGAACGCUUCGCAGCGUCGUUUCAAACACCCCAUCCUUACGAGGGCUUCGACAGAAUGUUAGCCCUUUCUCCGCAAUCAGGUCUCUCCCAAAUUCCGUCCAGAGCCCAUGGACCAAGGGAUCUAUACUAUUCUCCUGACGAGAUUGACGCUAUUCUUGGUCGAAUACUUGGACCAGAAGGAGACCCUUCCAAUUCCCUUCACAUUUAA